AUGUCGACUGCAAAGCACUACACCUCAGCAGCUGAUGCCUACAGCACCACCCCCACUCAGCACGCGCAGUCUGGAAACGAUUCGUUAUUCGACUAUCCCGUGCGAGCAUCCGUGGAUCAGCCUUCUUCACACCCCACUAGCAAUCUUCCCAUUGCAGGUUCGGGCGUAUAUGAUUCCAGUACAACCAACGCAUACGGCUAUGCUCCAGCUCCCAACCACGAUGAUGAUGUUGACGACGACGAGGAUGAAGAUUGGAACGUAUAUGACGAUUUCAAUAUGACUCGACCUGUGCCGCAUCGUAGGUCCACUUCCGGCUUGGCGAGUCAGAAUGAUGCCUAUUGGGAUGCGUCCAAGCCGAGUCUGGUGGGAACGCCGUAUACGGAUGUUGCAGGAAAUAGAAAGUCACUUUUACCGAGUGAGGCAUUUGGGUUUGAUGUCCGAAAUGCUGAUCCUAGGAGGUCGAUUAUCCAGCCGAACAGCGUUGCCAAUCGGAACAGUCACUAUUCCAACACGCUCAGUGGCAUGGGACCUCAACACGCCGACUCGACGACAGGGAUCGAACUCAUCACCGUCCCCGCCCUGGGCAACGAAUACACAAAGGAAGAACUACGUGGAAUGACUCGAGGUUCAAAACGAAGACGCAAAAGAAGCCAACGCAGAAAGAGAUGCCAACUAUGGGUAUCAGGUCAAGAUCAUAUUUGCGGUUGGCUCUCGCCUCGGCUUGCGGUCUUGGUGAUGUUUUUCAUCCUGGUCUCGCUUGGUGUGAUGCUGUACUUUGUUAUUCCUCGAGUACCGACGUUUGCAAUUCUCUCGACUAACCCAGUAACAGCAAUCCCCAACGGUGCUUCUAUGAAAGUCAACAGAGCACCUACAAACUUUUCAAUGGAUAUGGGCUUCAAUCUUCGUGCAGAUAAUCGUGCUUCUUGGAUACCUACACAUGCUCAGCAUCUUCAAAUGGAAGUUAGCGAUCUUAACACAUAUAAGCUCGUCGGCAAGGCAAGUAUGGAUGCGAUUACCUUUAAGGCUAGGAGUAGUACAGUUUUUCAGUUUGCAGUACACUUUAGUUAUGCUAGUCUGAAUGUGUCAGGUGAUGAGACUUGGCAGGAUUUUUAUACAGCUUGUGGUCCUAAUUAUCCAGGUCAGAGUAGGCCAAGUUUGAAUUUAGCUGUCAAGUUGACUAUGCGAAUUCGAGGCUUGAUAGGCAGCAAGCAGACUUAUACUCAGUUAGGCGGUGUUGCUUGUCCCUUUACGCUACAGGCUUAUCAGUAG
This is a messenger RNA of Ustilago hordei, 1269 nucleotides long. RefSeq lists its product as uncharacterized. The coding region runs from base 1 to 1269 and encodes 422 amino acids. The record is from RefSeq and is a predicted model, not a curated record. Lineage: Eukaryota; Fungi; Basidiomycota; Ustilaginomycetes; Ustilaginales; Ustilaginaceae. The transcript has a single exon.